Molecule: messenger RNA, 5219 nt
Organism: Cynoglossus semilaevis (tongue sole)
Lineage: Eukaryota; Metazoa; Chordata; Actinopteri; Pleuronectiformes; Cynoglossidae
Product: UPF0606 protein KIAA1549L-like
Source: RefSeq, a predicted model, not a curated record
CUGAUGGCUCGGUGAGGAGGUCUGUGUCGCCUCUGGACCUCACAGCUCCGUCCAACCUCUCAGACUCCACUCAGGCUGGAGACAGAGGAGUCACAGACGAGGACGGGGACGGGGACGGACCCCGCCCUAGAGGGUGGUCCGGGGGGAGAGUGUUCUCCGAGGCCGGGACGGCAGUUUGGAGUGAGACAGCAGCGGGAGUGAAGGCGGCGGAGACUGGGACUUUGGCUGGAACAGGUGCCCGGGAGGGGGGGUGGAGGAGGGGGACGGACGGAGGGAGUACAUGCCAGACCGGGACACAGCCGUCUUGCUGGGGGGACGGAGGACGAGUGCAGGGGGAGACGGCCAAAGAGAGGAGGCAGCCUUCUCCUCGGUCCUCACUGUGCUGGGGGCGGGGGGGCAACCGCUGGGGCUGCUGUCCAAGGCCGCUUGGACUAAACGGACCUCGUCCACGUUGGCACACAGCGCUUCUUCCUCCUCCUCCUCCUCUUCCUCCUCCUCCUCCUCCUCCUCCUCGUCCUCGUCCUCUAUGACAAACGUAUCCUCUUCACCCCCCUCCUCUCUGUCUUCAACCCCCCCACCCAACACCAUGACCAGUCAGACAACAACAACAACAACAACAACAACAGCAGCGUCCACCAACACCUCUGUGUUCAUGGUCAACAACAGCGACCCCUCUGUCAGCAACGGGAACUUCAGCUCAGCAGAGGAGCCGCUGAGCAGCCUGCCGGCCUGGGACCUUCCCACCGUCCCAGAAUCCCUCCUGUCCACCGCCGGCGACCAUGACAUCACACUUCCUGCCAACGUCACCAGCCCUUUCUCCACCCACCAGUGGAACACCACCAUGCCUGUACGAGCCAGAAACGCCUCACUCAGCAGCGCCACCUCCACCACGGCGUCGCCGUCUACGUCCGUCGCCACCACCGUCGCUCCGCCGCCGCCGUGGACCACAGCCAGAGAUCAGACGCCACAGGAGUCAACUACGACCUCGAACACCACGGCUCUGGACGCAGAGACCAGAGGAGACCGCCAGCUGACCGCCGUCACCGCGGCCUCCACCACCUCCACCGCUCCCCCUCUGACGGAGGAGGAGGAGGAGGAGGCAACCCCAGAGGAGGAAACCCGAGCUUUGACCGACCCCAGCUCCAUCAGCCCGCCACCGAACGUCACCGCGGUUACAGCCACACAACAAACAACGACCACCGUGGCUACGACUCCGCCUACGACAACCACCACGACCACACCUGCCCCAACCACCACCACCGCUUUACCAACAACCACCACCACCAUUACUACCACGACACAGUCUCCACCCACCACGACUACAACCACUGCCCCCCCCACCACCACCACCACCGCUGCUAGCACAACAACAGCUAGUCCGUCCACGACAACCAGGACCUCCGUCACCACGGUGUUCAUCAGGACGCAGCCUCCAACCACCACCAGACCUCCACCGUCCAGCACCGCCGCAGGAGAAAGUCCUCCACCCUGCAACGUCACCCAGAAGUACUGGGUCAAAACAGUACUGUCCAUCGAGCUGCGCAGGAACCGUCUGGACCUGAUCCUGAAACAGAAUCUGGCCAAGGGACUGAGCCACGCCCUGCAGCGAGCCCUGAACGACACCGCCGCCGCCGUCCAGGUGGAGCGUGACGACUGCGGCCACAACAACGUCACCCUGGGUUACUACGUCAGCAGCGGUAAAAACGUCUACAUCGCCGCCCUGGUGGUGGAGUCCUUGAACAUCUACGGCUUUGACAAACUGCUGUCGGACAUCAGGCAGCACACGCCCCUGGUCAAGGCAGUUCUGGUCCCUGUGGCCGCCUGGUCCCCGACUCCCAGCAUCCACCUGCAGCUGAGGACAGUGCUGAGGUUCGUCGGCCCCUCAGACAACGUCUACUCCUGCAGCUUCGUGCAGAUGUUGGAGCAGAGGCUGGGGAACGCCUUCGAUGAAGCUCAGGACAAAGUGUUGGAGACCUACAGCAGACUGUCAGUGGAGAUCCAGAGUGUUUCUCAGGAUCCAGGUUCUCCGUCCGUCACCCUGGUCUACGUGGUGAAGAAUCAGGACAACGUUCUGAACGGAACGAUAUCCAGCGGUCUCCUCAACCAGCUGACGGCCGAGCUGGUGGGCUACUUCCUGUUCUACCCUCCUCUGGUCAUCGCCGAGCCCCUGGAAUACCACAAUCUCAACACAUCCACUGCCACCAAGAACUAUUGGGUGAUAACAGUGAUCCAGGACGUGGACACCUCCUCUCUGGAGGCCAACUACCAGAGCUUUGCCAGUCUGAUGGAGCAGCGGUUAGCUGAGCUCUUCCUGGUCGCGGGCAGACAGGGGUCUCAGGCGGCCCGAUCCCGGCGGGCCACCACGGUUGGAGGCUACACGGUGCAGAUGGUGAGCAUGCGUCGACUUCCUGGACCCAAGAACCCCGCGGAGAUGACGUACUACGCCCAGCUGAACGGCGCCCCCAUCACCGGGACGGCGGCGGCCAAGACCCUGAGCAGCCUGGACUCUCAGACCAUGGCUCUGACUCUGGGCUACUUCGUACAAGUGCAAGCCGAACCCGUGGUGAAGACUCCGCCCACUAACCUGUGGAUCAUGGCGGGUCCCGCGCUCUUCCUCCUGGUGGUGGUGAUUGGGAUGGUGACCUUCAUCCUGUGUCGGAGGAACAGAGUCAUCUUCAAGACCGGGGCCUUCAGGUCCUUCAAGACCCGCUCCAAGGCCUCUUAUCGCAGAGAGGGCAGUUACCACCAUCAGCCUGUCCAGGGCUUCGACUAUGCCAAGAAGCACAUGGGUCGAGCCGGAGAGGAGACGGCCUCCGUGACGAAGGAAACGCUGGUUCUGGGUCUGCCGGUCCGAGACGCUCCGCUGACGUUAUCCCUGGAUAAGAAGGUUCUCCAGGACGGCACCGGCAGCAAGAGACCCCCGUCUGCAGACGUACACAAAGGAGGACGGUUGCCAAGUGAGGAGGACGGCUCGAUGUCGAGUAACAGCUCCGGGAAGCUGAACACCAGCAAGAGCUCGUCGGCCCGGAGGACGGCGACGAGCGGCAGCAGCAAGAACGGCAAGGAGGAGAUGCUGAAGAGGAGCGGCAACGACCCCUGUUCGGACCACUCGGGGUCCCUGCGUCUCAUCACCAUCAAACCCAUGACGGCCCAGCCCACCUACUCCUACCCCUCGUCCUCUUCCCACAGCCAGGACUCUGUGGUCCUGAAUGGAGACGUGAAUCACGUUGGACUGAAGCAGAAGUCGGACAUAGAACACUACAGGAACAAACUGCGACAGAAGGCUCGGAAGAAAGGCUACGGAGACUUUUCGCUGUCGGAGACUGGCAGCCACGGUUACGGUCACCGUGACGCCAGACACGGUCGGCACGAGGGCGGAGUCAAAGAACCCAUGACGGCAGAGGAGAAGAGGGCUUCCUUUGCUGGAUGUCAUAAAAGGUACUCCCACCCCAGGGAGCCCACCUACUGGAGCAGACAGUCCCUGAGCACCCCCAGUCCAGUGGAGACAGAAAUGGACCUGUUGGUUCUGAGAGAAAGAUCCAGAAGAGGCAUCCGCAACAACGGCUACGACGGAGAACCGGAACCAUUUGAGGAGACCAACGUUGACCGCCUGAUGAGCUCUCUGGGAUUCGCCGGCGGGUCGACCGGCACCGGAACCAGCAGCCUGGGCGUGAAGGCUCACCGCGGCUCCGACUCGUCUACGCUCAGCUCCCAGCCGUCCAUCGACGAGGUCCGAACUCAGAUGCACAUGUUGUUGGGCAACGCCUUCAGCCUGGCCCCGCCCGACCAUCCUCCGCCUUCUCCACCCACCACUCGGCACCAUCACCUCCACCACGCCCACAACGCCUACAACCCCGCCCACACCAACCACUACAGUGACGGAGUGACCAGCGCUCCGGGCACCAUGAACCAUCCCUGUGGACCCCGACAGAGGAGCCUGGCCUACGAGGACCACCACCAGUGCAGCCUGCCCAAACCGGGUUUCCGUUUCACCCAGCUGCCUGACAUGGGCAUCGGUUCACCUCCACCACCACUGAUCCCCUCCAGACCAGUACCAGGACCACCACCGGGCCCCCCAAUACGACGAUCCACUCCUGACGUUAGCCUCAAGCCACGCGUGACCGAAGCCUCAGAUAUCCAGGUCCAGCAGCACAACGGCGCCCCCUACCUGCCCAUGUCUCGGACUCCCUUCCCCGCUGUAACUGUGGACCAGUCCAUCAACAACUUCUCAGGAAACCCAAUCACAGCCGUCUACGCCAUCUCCGCCAACCGACCGGGAUACUCCGACUACUUCGUCAUGUCGCCACCCUCCUCGUACCGCAGCCCGUCCUGGAUGUCCUACCCACCUGAGCCAGAAGACCUGCCGAGGCAGUGGAACGACGUUCCGAAUCCUCGUGUCAUCUUGAAACCAUCUGUUGAAGCCGUCCAGGUUUUCCGUGAGUCAUCGUCUUCUCAGCUCUCUUUUGGUUUUUAAAAUGUCGUGAAUUCAAGCCUCGGUUGAAAAUAUCAAUAUGUGAAUGUAACGGGAGUCCACUUCCUGUCACAUGGUCCUUCAGUUUCGGGAACUGUUGGAACUAGAUCCAGGAGUGAGUGAGAGUAAAAACUGAGGGUCAAUAAAAUCAGGAACCAGACUCAGUGUUUAUGAUCAGCAUCAUCACAGGUUUGACAGGCAGAGGCAAGAAAUAUAAAAUAUAUAUAACAAUAUAAAAUACAUAUAUAUCCUCACUGAUAUACUGAUGAAUAUAUGUUAAGAUUUAAACAUUAUUUCCAUCAAGGAUCGACUGCUCUGUCUGUUGGUCGUCCUCACUCUCUCUCUCUCUCUCUCUCACCUCCUUCAGGUUGUUCUCCCUCUCUCUCCCUCUGGAUGGUGGAGGACCUCCUCCUCCUCCUCCUUCUUCUUCUUCUUCUUCUUCUCCUGGAUCUCCGCCCCUCCCUCUCUUCCUCUCUGCCUUCUUGGACCUCGGCCUCCGUCCUGUCCGACCUCUUGACCCCUGGUGGCCUCUGCUCUCCCUCUCUUCCUGUCUGUCCACCGACCUGCCCGUCGUUCGUCUCCUCUCGUUCUCCUCCACCUGCAGCUCUGAACUCCUUCUUCUUCUUCUUCUGGUCGGAGCUCCGCUUCAGUCUCAGCCAUAAUUGUGAGUCCAGAGCCCCCUGCUGGUACUCACAGACUUUUCAGGCGCGUAGUUGGGGCCUUUAUAUGUAGACUAUUUUUCUGUGGU